UACGGUUGGUGGUUAAAUUUGCUCGAUUUCGUUUCUGCCGUGUGGUAAUUAUGAACGGAUUACGGUUUAAUGUGCCAAUGUUGGCCGUUCUGGCCCUGUGCGGACUAAGUGCAUUGGUAGUUCAAGCUCACGAGGAACACGAUCCGAACUACUGGAACCAACAGGCGCACGAUCUGCUGUUCGAGAAAAAGGAUUACACUAUGCAGAAAAUUAACAUUGCCAAAAACAUAAUCGUCUUCGUUGGAUCCGGAAUGUCGCAAGCCACCAUCACCGCAGCCAGAACCACCAACGGAGGCGAAAAUGCCGCAUUCGCGUUCGAGAAACUGAAAUGGAGUGGUAAUGCCAGGACUUAUUGCGUCGAUAGCCGGGUGCCGGAUAGUGCCUGUGCCAGCACAGCAUUUUUGACCGGAGUGAAGAGUAAUCUCGGAACGGUUGCCGUUCAUCCCACCGUGAACCGAGGGGAUUGUGUCGCUACAAGUGACAAGGUGAAACAGUUGGAAUCUAUUGCCAAAUGGGCCCUCGAUGCCGGACGAGUUGUUGGUUUUGCAACAACUUCCCGCGUUACCGCCGGCUCCAGCCCUGCUCUCUAUGCGCAUUCUGCCGAUAAGGACUGGGAAAAUGAUGCCGCCGUAUCGACCGCAGGAUGCAAUCCAAGUGAGGUUAAUGAUAUUGCUCAUCAACUGAUUCACGGUGAUGUUGGAAAGCACUUCAAGGUCAUCUUUGGAGGCGGACGCAAGAACAUGAUUCCAACUACCGACACCGACCCGAGCGGUGCCCGUGGUUUGCGUACCGACGGCAAAAACCUCAUCGAUGAAUGGAAACAGUCCAAAACCGGAAAUGCAGUCUACCUUACCACUAAUACCGAACUGGGUGCGCUGAAUACGACCAACAUUGACUAUCUCAUGGGACUGUUCAGCUACGAUAGGCUACCCUAUGCCACCGACAUGACCGAGGAACAAAACAAGGAGACUCCACCGUUGGUCCGACUGGUGCACUACUCGCUGGAGAUGCUGCAGAAGAAGGAGCACAAAGACGGUUUCUUGCUAUUCGUGGAGGAUGGUAACAUUCAGGAAGCGCACAAGGAGAACAAGCCCAAUAAGGCAUUCGAACAGGUCAAACACUACGCCAAUGCUUUCGAUAUGGCCCACAUGAUGGUGUCGGAAACAAACACGCUGGUUAUUUCGAUGAACGAUGUCGGAAGUACGCUCUCUAUUCCGGGAUAUUCGGCACGUGACACGGACAUUCUAAACGCAGCCGGCACAAGCGACAGGGACUCAAAACCAUACCUCAGCCUCGCCUAUGCCACUGGGCCAUCGCACAAUUCGUACUACCAACUGAACGAGGGUCGCGUCAAUCCGCUUACCGUGCUGCAGGGAAUGACGGUGAAGAAGGAACAAACCUGCAGCGCUGCUGUCCCGAUGAACGAGGGUGUCAACGGUGGGGAGGACGCUUCCGUCUUUGCUACCGGGCCGUGGGCGUUUAUGCUGUCCGGUGGAUACGAACAGAACUUUAUCGCCCAUGCCAUCACGUUUGCAUCCUGCAUCACCGACGUCUGCGGAGGGGCUUCCAGUGUGGUGAUUUCGACCGCGGCAUUGCUGCUGGCAAUGGUGGCGCGAAUUUUUGUCUAGAUGGGAAUGACGAGUACAAACUAGAGACCACAAAAACCAAUUCCACUACUUGAAACGAAACUUAAAUCCACUUUACUGUACCACUUUAUAAUUAUAAUGCGAUUAUUAGCUUUACGACCUUGUUGUUUCACAUUUUAUGUUAAUUACUCAUUGUUCUAAAUAAAUUAUGGCUUUGCU
Ochlerotatus camptorhynchus is the source of this 1805-nucleotide messenger RNA. Its product is annotated as membrane-bound alkaline phosphatase-like. The record is from RefSeq and is a predicted model, not a curated record. Lineage: Eukaryota; Metazoa; Arthropoda; Insecta; Diptera; Culicidae. Gene Ontology annotation, molecular function: alkaline phosphatase activity. Bases 51 to 1628 code for a protein of 525 amino acids. Gene Ontology annotation, biological process: dephosphorylation. The transcript has 7 exons.